This is a messenger RNA of Symbiodinium necroappetens, 507 nucleotides long. NCBI's taxonomy places the organism in Eukaryota, Dinophyceae, Suessiales, Symbiodiniaceae. The record is from the annotation of a GenBank genome assembly.
AUGGAAACUCAGCCUGUAAACAUCUUGGAGCUUGCCAUCGUACCGAACGUGACCUCAAAAGUCCAGAGUUUCGCCCCAGCCCCGGAGCCUCAGCUGCCGGAAGAUCGACGCCAGGCAGCGCAGGAGAAACGGGCUCCUGUGCAUGUCCGACCUGCGGACAUGCCGGAGCAGCUUGUGCAGCAAGCUGAGUUGCAGUCGCAGCUUUUGGAGCAAAAGGAUGAUGAAGCAUGCGAUUUGGUAGAAGCUGUGGAUCUCAAGCGGGCGAACAUCGAGGCGCCGCCUGGCUUUAAGGGUGAGCGCUUGUCGUUCACAGCAACGGUCCCUGGCAGUGAUUCCCGUGCCACCAUUGAGUGGAAAGAUGGAAGUGUGUAUGUGAAGAAAUCCCGGGGACUGAAAGAUCCAGAGAUCAAGAUCGACAAGAAGGGGGGAUCCACUCUGAGCGUUCGCAAAUACGGCGGCUGGAUGGCUACGUGGAAGAUGGCCCAGAAGUGUGCUCGACCACUCUGA